Messenger RNA from Conger conger (European conger), 8348 nucleotides. RefSeq names its product nuclear receptor subfamily 3, group C, member 1 (glucocorticoid receptor) (gene nr3c1). Gene Ontology annotation, molecular function: zinc ion binding; sequence-specific DNA binding; steroid binding. The record is from RefSeq and is a predicted model, not a curated record. The transcript is spliced from 9 exons. Gene Ontology annotation, cellular component: nucleus. The coding region runs from base 410 to 2671 and encodes 753 amino acids. NCBI's taxonomy places the organism in Eukaryota, Metazoa, Chordata, Actinopteri, Anguilliformes, Congridae. Gene Ontology annotation, biological process: nuclear receptor-mediated glucocorticoid signaling pathway; regulation of DNA-templated transcription.
GAAAAUGAUACAAUGACGCCAGCUAGCUAGUUAGUUGCGUAUUUGUAGCUGUGAGAUACAGUAAGCGGUUAGCUACCCGGAACAAACAUGCAAUUGUGUUUGUAUAUCGAAAGAAGACGCAUAAGAUAGCUCGUUGUGGUGCGUGUCAGCUAGCUAGCUAAUUUGUGUCAAAUAGCGUGCGUUAGCUAACGUCACCUGUGUCUAGAAUGAACAAUUAAUCUCAAAUGAGUACUCUUGGACGUUUCUGUCUGGAUCAUGUGGGCAAUGCAGUGACUGGCGGCAGAUUGAUUUGAUCGGCGGUUCAUGAUUAUCUCUCGAUGAUUUCAUGUUAACUAACGUCAGCUAACUGGUGUCUGGCUGGCACGCGAAAUGGCCUAAAUAUUUUCAGGAUUGGAAACAGGCUCAAAACAUGGAUCAAGAUGGACUGAAACAUAGCAAUAAACAAGAUGAAAGCUUGACCCUUUACAGUGAAAGAGGAGCAGAUGGAGCCUUUCAGAGUGGUGUGAGCAGCACCGCGCUGGUAGCUGGCUCGGCAGAGCCCCAGUGCAAACUGCAGCCUGCGUCUGGAGAAGUCUCCAAUGGAAUGGGCAGCGGUAACCCUCAGGAAGAGUUCACCACCACCAUGUCCACCUCCAUGGGACUCUAUGUGGAGGAGACGGACUCUAAAGCCAUCGGGAAUGACCCCAGAAUGCAGCUGCAGCCAUCUUCUGGACUUUUCAUGCUGGGGGAAAACUUCUCUCGCUUGGAAGCGAGUAUCGCAGACUUUAAUCGCUCUGCCUCUUCCAUGGAUUCCCUCAUUGGUGGAGCUGACCCCAGUCUGUUCCCGUUGAAAACCGAGGAUUUCUCUCCCAUGGACAGAGGGGACAUGGACUUGGAUCAGGACACAUUCGAGCACGUUGGGAGGGACUCCGAUUUGGGCCAAAAGCUCUUCAAUGAUAACACUCUUGACCUUUUACAGGACUUUGAAUUGGCGGGCUCUCCUUCGCAGCUGAACGACUUCUAUGUCGGGGACGAGGCUGCGCUUCUCUCGUCCCUGGGAGUUGAUGAUUCCCUAUUGGGAGACAUUACCAUAAUUAAGCAAAGCAAACCAGUUGGCUGUGGCAAUGGAAACAACUGCAUGAACGUGAACGGCGCAGAUCAGCAACAGGAGAAGAGUGACCCCAUGGUCAAAACGGAGAAGGAUGCGUAUAUCCAGCUGUGCACUCCUGGGGUGAUCAAGCAGGAGAAGGAGAGCAAGCGCUACUGCCAAAUGAGUGGCUCAGAUGUGCCCAGCCUUCUCAGCUCCUCGGCUUCAGACUGCUCCGCCAGCACCACGGAAGGGCAAAGCUGCCCUUUCGGGGUUAAUUCCGCUGUAGUCACUGUGCAGCAGCAGGACCAGAAGCCAGUGAUCAGCCUGUACCCGGCACUGGCCACUGUUGGAGAGAGCUGGAAUAGGGGCCAAGGGUUUGGGGAGACCACUGGAAUACAAAGGGCAAGGGAAACCCAAUCCGGUUCUUCACCUUUCCCUGUUAACUUUAUCAGUUCUGCAGUCAGACCGGCAGCUGGGUCUACACCUUCAGCUCCCGGAAAGCCGAGCGGUCCAGCCCACAAAAUAUGCCUUGUGUGCUCCGACGAAGCUUCGGGAUGCCAUUAUGGGGUCCUCACCUGCGGGAGCUGCAAAGUGUUCUUCAAGAGGGCUGUCGAAGGGCAGCACAAUUACCUGUGCGCAGGGAGAAACGAUUGCAUCAUCGACAAGAUCCGCAGAAAAAACUGCCCCGCUUGCCGUUUCCGCAAGUGUCUGCAAGCGGGAAUGAACCUAGAAGCUCGGAAAACCAAGAAGCUGAACCGAUUAAAGGGAGUGCAGCAGACCGCAGCAGCAGAGCCGGCCAUGCCCCCCUUGCCAGAGCCCCGGCCGCUGGUGCCCAAGUCCCUGCCCCAGCUCGUGCCCACCAUGCUGUCUCUGCUCAAGGCCAUUGAACCCGAGACCAGCUAUUCCGGCUACGACAGCACCCUUCCCGACACCUCCACGCGCCUCAUGACCACGCUCAACAGGCUGGGCGGGCGACAGGUUAUUUGCGCAGUCAAAUGGGCGAAGGCCCUGCCAGGGUUCCGGAACCUUCAUCUGGAUGACCAGAUGACCCUCCUGCAGUGCUCUUGGCUGGUCCUCAUGUCAUUCGGUUUGGGCUGGAGGUCCUACCAGCAAUGCAAUGGAAGCAUGCUCUGUUUUGCCCCAGAUCUGGUUAUGAAUGAGGAGCGAAUGAAGCUUCCCUAUAUGAGCGACCAGUGCGAGCAGAUGCUGAAGAUCUCCAAUGAGUUUGUGCGGCUGCAGGUGUCCCAUGACGAGUACCUGUGUAUGAAGGUUCUCCUGCUUCUAAGCACAAUUCCAAAGGACGGACUGAAGAGCCAGGCCAUUUUUGAUGAGAUUCGCAUGUCCUACAUCAAGGAGCUGGGCAAGGCUAUUGUUAAACGUGAGGAGAACUCCAGCCAGAACUGGCAGAGGUUCUACCAGCUCACCAAACUGCUGGACUCCAUGCACGAGAUCGUGGGAGGGCUCCUGAACUUCUGCUUCUACACGUUUGUGAAUAAAUCCCUGAGUGUGGAGUUUCCCGAGAUGCUGGCGGAGAUGAUCAGCAACCAGUUACCAAAAUUCAAAGCCGGGAGCGUGAAGCCGCUGCUCUUCCAUCAGAAAUGACAGCCUUACGGUGUGACACAAUGCCUUAACUUCCACCAGCCCACCCCCCUGACCCUGGAGAAAGCAUUCGGACCACGCGGACCGGAGCGUGAAAGAGGGAAAAGACAUGCAUCAAAACACAUCAAGUGGUAAAAUCCUGACUGAAAUGGUUCUGUAAUUGUAUAAACUUAAACACUGUCUAGUGAAAGAUAGCGAAGCAAGACAGUGCUGACGCUUGCAUUUUAGCAUUUUAUAGGUCAGUCACCAUUAUACAUGCUUAAAUGACAAAACACACACGGUUUAAUAUGCUAAUAUUUGGUUGAGAACAUAAAUGCAAAUUACCAUGAUUUUUUGGCAAAUUGCCAACAUUUAACAGCAGUUAUUUUUUAUGCAAGGGAUGCCAAAUGUGAAAAAAAACACAUUUAUGAUUUAUUUAUAUUAAUCUAUGAAUUAAAACGUCUUGAGUUUAGCAUUCCUUUGAAUUGGCCCAAAAUGUCUGAAAAAAACACAAGUAUAUUUUAUACAGUUAAAUCAUUCAGUUUGUGCAUGCAGAGUGCUUAAAAGGAUGACAGCUCUAUAUCAGAAAAGGGAAAAGAUGUGCCUUUUUUUUAGCUUUGGUGUGUAAUUGUAUCCAUUUUCUUCAUCUGUCCAUUGCGAGUAUUUUUCAUACAAUAACAAUUGAUCCUCAUAUUUGUAUGAAUUUUGUUUUAUAUUACUUGCACUGGCAAUUUUCUGCUUUUUUGAUAGCCAUUCGUAUUUUUCUGAAGGGGGCAGCUCAAUAUGAAUUAAAACCUUAGACAUAAGGUAUAACCAUCCGGAACAUACUACUUUUUUAUGUUGGUUUCAUGUGCUUUUCUCAUUAUAAAAUGUCUUUUCAACACUUUCGAUUCUUUCGUAAUCUCUGCUUUAAUAAAGCAGUUUUAAACUCAGAGUAGAGGCCGGUUUGCUGUAUAUGAUGUUUAAUCAAUAAGCUUUAGAGUUAGAUUUGAAUUGGGCCUAGUGACAAACACAAAUAUCUACUACUUUGGUUUCAGUUAUUUUUACUGAAGAAAACAAUGCUUUAUAUCUAGUCUUAGCUUAAACAGGGUAGGUAUUAUUCUCCCACCAACAUUAAAGCACAGAAACAAAACGGUUUUCAUUACUUUAGAAUAAGGCAAAAUAAUCUAGUUGCCCAGAUGUUAAAGCUGCUACCUUUAAGCAUAAGCCAUCCUUGAUUCCCAGCUCUAUGAGGUGUGUCACUUGCUAUUCUUCAUAACUAUUGGAUCUACGCCACUGUCUAGCUACAGCAUCUUAAACCGUCCUUAAAGCUAUGAUGUCUACACCACCGUCUAACCGUAGCAUAUACACUGUCAUCCAGCCUCACCUCUCCCACCGCCCCAUUGUCUUCAUUUCGCUUGUUGCAUGUAGCCAUUCCGUGUCGAUUGGUGUCUGAGCAUAUUUCAUUUCAAAUAAAAUAUUUGUCUUGCUUUGAGUUUUUGCAGCUUUCCUGAUCAUGGAUGAGCAAACUGUGGUUUGGGAGAGGAAUGGGGUGAUACUCGGGGAAUCACUAUACCUUGGGCUGUGUUUGAAACCACAUACUACUCGUACUAAGUUAAUUUUCAUUGAAAAGUAGGACGCGUAGUAUGCUAAGUAUGCGGUUUCCAACAAGCCCUUGGUUUUGCUCAUACAUUUGUAUUCCUUCUGUGCCAAACCGUUUAAUUUUCAUUUGUAUAUAUAUUUUUUUUUAACAUUUUUUUUUUGGUUGUGCUUGUCUUAACAUGUCAAUGUUUAUAUAAAAAAGGAAAAAAAGCUGGAUUGUUAAACCGUAUUUUCUUAUAUUUAUGACCUUAAUAAAAACGGGUCACUUGCGCUUGUCUGUCCAGGUUUCCAUUGUUUGGAGAAUUGAUAGAAAGACAGGCUUCACCAGCAGACGAAUUCUUCAUUAUUCACCACUGGUUGCAUAUUUGAUUGUCACAACAACUUUACAUGCACAUAUUAGAAAUGGAGGAUAAUUGACACCAGCACAUCAUCUGGUUCUCAAGAAAAUGGUUUCCCACACCCUUUUGUACACAAACUACUACAGUGCAUUCAUUGGGAUAGGCUGUCUAUAGAGCACAAAGCUGGUUAUGAUGAAAGGUGUAUUUGCAUGUAUGCAUAUAUGCAAGUUCCUUCAGAAGUGUUUUAUUGGAAAUUGCCUAACUAAUGGUUGAUGAGUGAUAACCCAAACGUUAUUUCCAAAGGUUGUUUCUUGGUUCGAUGACAAAAUCCACAAUCCAUGCAUUUUAUUGUUCACUAAUGCAAAUGUUAUAAAAUGUUUCAUUUUAUACAGGUUUUUCAAUAGCCUAAUAACAUUUUGAGUUUUUAGACUAUGUUUUUUAUUAUUUCAGAAUGUUCUCUAUGUAUGUCACAAUUUGUUUCUGAAUUGCUAUUCAGAGUAAGUCUCACUGUUCUUGCAUUUCAUGAAAUUGUCUGAUACUUCCAUACAUGGAGAAAUAAGGUGUUAAAAUAAGAUUCUGCUUUUUUGUGUGUGUGUGUGUGUGUGUGUGUGUGUGUGUCUCUGUGUGCAAGUUGUCAUACCAGAGCAGACUUGGGACAUUUUGUUGAGUUAUGUGUGUUUUCUUAAACCGUAAUCUCAGGCAGGUUCCAUAUUAACAUUUAUAGGAAAACGGCUCCCAAGACUAUUUAAAAAUGAUCUGUAUUGUAGAAAACUUUCUUUUGUAUGAGUUUUGGAUUACUUUCACAUACAGUCUCACAGGUCUGUCAGCACAGUUUGGUCCCCCCCUCUUUGAAGUACAGUUGUGUUCAAAUAAUACGCAUUUUUUAUUUGUUAUUUUUUUAAAGCAAAGAAAAUUUAUCUGUUCCAAAAAAUGGCAGUGUCGACAUUUUUCUCUUCAAACCCAAAUGCUUACUGUAUAAACUGAAGAAAUUUUUCAAGAUUUAACUUCACUUUAAAUUACUGAACUAGUAUUUAGUUGCACAGCAGUUAUCAAAAACAAUGGUUAUGCAUCUGCAUUGCAUCGAGUUAACCAACUUCUGGCACCUAGAAACAGGUAUUUCAGCCCAGGAUGAACAAACUACAUUGCACAGUUCCUGUGAAUUUUUGGGUUUUGCUUCAGAAACUGCAUUUUUAAUGUCACCCCACAAGUUUUCAAUGGGGUUGAGGUGGUCACUCCAUGACCUCAAUUUUGUCUGGUAACCAACACCCAUUUCAGGGGCAUUUCCUCCGGCAUACGGCAACAUAAUCUCUUCAAUUAUUGAUCCAUGAUCCCUGGUAUACGAUAAAUAGGCUGAACACCGUAGUAUGAAAAACAUCCCCAGACCAUGAUUUUUGCGCCACCAUGCUUCACUGUCUUCACAGUGUACUGUGGCUUGAAUUCAGUACCCAGGGGUCAUCUGACGUACUGCUGACGACCACUAGACCCAAAAAGACCAAUUUCUCUCAUAAGUCAAUAGAAUGUUACACCAUUUCUCUUUGGGACAAAUUUUAGCCGAUUCUGCAUAUUUUUCAACAAUGGUGCUUCUUACGGUGGCUUCUUGCUGAUAGCUUAGCUUCGAUCAAACGUCUUCUGACUAUAACAGCACUUACAGGUAAUUGUAGAUCAUCUUUGAUCUUUCUGGAGCUGAUGAAUGGCUGAAUCUUUGCCAUUCUGACUAUUCUUCGAUCCGUUUUAACAGUAGUUGUCAUUUUAAAGCAUUUGAGAUCAUUUUAGCUGUGCAUCCUAUAAUUUGCUGCACUUCUUUAUGUUUCCCCUCUCCAAUCAACUUUAAUCAAAUGACGUUCCUCCGAACAAUGUUUGGAGUGGCCCAUUUUACUUUGCAAUUCAGAAGGAAAUAUAUUUUAUAACAAUGUUUGAAACAUUUGCUUCCCUUCUUCCUAUUAAUAAAGGACAAUUAAUGACACCUGUUUUUUCACAGAAUGAAUUAACUCUACACUCUACACUGCUAUUAUUUUGCACACACCUCUUUCAAUGAAUGAGUCAAUUACUCAGAGCAAGCAGCAUGCAUUUCAUGACAGUUGGGUCUGUUGUUUUUCUUUACACUACUACAUCUACAAGCGAAUUAUUUGCCAUGCAGAAAUAUCACUAUUAGUAAUAACAGUGGUUUUUGAACACAACUGUAGCUUGCAAUUAGAAUCCGAGUCACUUUCCUAAACGUGAAGAUAAUUUCUUGUUGCAAAAUAUAUUUGAAAAUGUCAAAUGAAUGUAAGGGGAUAUAACAGAAUGAGGGCGAAGGUUUCACAUUAUCCUACCAUUCUCAUCCCAUUUUUAGCCAAGGCUUUAAGUCUAGUACCCAUUAUCUCUGCACAGAUGUCUGAUUUUCUGCAAUGUAAUUCAUGCUGACAAUUACAAUUAUAAUUUCAUUUGCACAAACAACCCAUGAAAUUAUGUAUUAAUUCAGGAAGUCUAAUAAGAAUGGGAAUGCUUCAUUUUUGUUUUGAUUAUUUGUUUGUUAAUGAGGUAACAGAAAAAGUGGUCCAUGGUACCGUGGCUUCUAAAAUGCAUUGCUCCAUGUACAGGCUGGGCCCUGUAGCCUAGGAAUCUGUAGAUGAAUGACUGAGUGACCGUUUGCAGUGGCAGGAUAUAGUUCUCUUCUUCCCAUCAUGGUUCCGUAGACAUAAGUUCCUCAUACUAUCGCUGCAAGUGUAUCUUAGCUACUUAAAAGGAAUUAUUUGCACUGCUCUUUCAUUUGGCACAUCUGUAGAGCAUUGUGGGGCCUGUAGUGUGCAAAAUACUCGCGGUCAUGGAGGCUAGUGUGUGCACUUCAGCUAUAGUUUUCCUGCACAGAUUCAGGAAGCAUGGCAGUGAAACGAGGCCACCAUACAGAAGCAAAAUACUUUGAUGGGCACACUACCUACUUUUGUUGUAAUAUACAGACUAGUUUAAUCUUCAUUUGAUUCACAUUCUAUUACAAGAAAGGUGCUGUUUUGGUUGUUUUGUUGACAAAGAACUGUAUGCAAAUUGCUGAUGAAUUUCUGACUUGUAAAUAAAUGUAAAUUCUGUAUCACAUUGGGAAAAAUUUUAAUAAAUUGUCACAUUUUCAAUAAAUCACGAUUUAAAUCAAAAACAGGAGAGUAUAUUUUACAUAUAAUUUUUAUUUAUUUUAUAUAUCACGGAACAACAAUGACCAAAGCCGAUAAACAGAAGGUAAAGCUCAUCAUUAUCAAUAAUGAAUUUGUUGGGUUUUUUUUUUUUUUUUUUUUCAUUGUUGUAACUUGUUUUUCUUGUAAUAACUGAAAAUCAGCCAAUCCCUAAAAAAGUAUACUGUGUGUGAAAGUAAUCAGUUAAUUAGAGCCUGAAAAUUUGCACUACCCUAAAGUGGAUAAAAAUGAUUUUAUAGAUUAUAAAAUACAUGCAAUUAAGUGAUCAUUAAGGGCAAAUAAGUAUUCACUGGCAUAUGCUUUUCUUUUGCUUGUAUUUCAAUUAUGUAAAUGUAUUCCAGUGUAAAGAACGAAGUCUAUUAGUAAAAAAAAAGAAAUAGUUUUUUAUUCUGUAUUAUAUCUCCUCUGUAGUAAUUGUCUAUCUUUUCACCCAGUAGAUCAAAUGUUGGAAUAUAAGUUUUUUUUUUUGUGUGUGUGUGGUACUUUUAAAAACCUUCACAUUUGUACUCCGAUAGAUAUGAUGUUAAUGCUAUUGUACAGGAAAAAUGGUAAGUUUAUUGUAAUCGCUUAUAACGCAGUUAAGAUGAGAAAUCAUUCAUAUAAUAAAUGCGCUUUUCCAUU